AUGUCUUCAAUUUCAUCCCAGUCACGCCCUAACCGACGCAACCACAGCCUUCGAAGCAUCGAUCGCGUGUCUCGAAAUUCAUCACGUCUAAGGCCGAAACCUAUCAGCUAUGAAGAUGCUUACACUUUUGCUCUCCGAGCAGCAUAUCUACAUCAUGUCCUUCAAAAGCGUCCAAAAGGUCAACAGUUUAUCACAACAUCUAAGCCGUCUAAAAAAAUAGUUUCUAUGGGGGAUUUAAUUCAAGAUUUUUCCAUCGCGAGGGAUUCGACAGGUACAAAGCUUCCACAUGGAUUUAUGUCACCACUAGAACGGCGAAUUCAAGGCGUACUCACAGGCAAGGAGAAAUUUUCUGAAUUUAAUGACGCCACAGUUAAACGAAUAUUUGCUGAAGCAUACACUGCAUUUACUGAGCAGGGUUUCCGGAAAAGAAUGGACAAAGAACGUCGAGUCGAGGAUCUUGUCUUGAUAUUUUAUUCAAAUGCCAUAAAGGCUCUACAAAAAGGGGGUACAACAGAUGAAGAAUCGUGGAAGCUACUGGUUGACAGGCACGUUGCCCUCUUUGUCCGAUUGAUCAGUAUCACUCUCAAAGAUCAUGGCAAUGAUAAGUACAAGCCUGAACUUAUGGCUAAACUCACGACCCUAGAGAACAAGCUACUUACGAACGACCUAAAUCUAGUUGAAUCCUCACAAUCGUCUAGCGGAAAUGCUCCAGACACAUACAUUCCACCUAGCUACGAUGUGAAAGAUAUGGCCAUGGUACAAGUCGUAGCAAGAAUAUUCGGCCUCAAAAAUUCGCAGGUCCAGUCAGAUAUUGACUCACACAAGUUCAGCUGGACUCAAGAGGCUGCUAUUGCCGAUCUCAAAACCUAUCAGCAUUGCCUCAAUGCAAAUUCGAAAAAGACACUACGCAGUGAAGAUUUUGACUUAGAUGAAGGUUAUCACGCAUGGAUCAAAGCAGAAGGGCCUGAAUUAUUUCAAAUGAUAACUGACAUACUAAAGGUGAGGCCAGACCUUGCCAAAUCCUGCGGAUUAAAUCAAUCUUUGCCCGCGAUUCGUACUUCUACUCCAAAUUCAGAUGACCAGGCCUACUCUGAUAUAGCUCGAACCAUAGUAAAUCCGCUCGAUUCAAGCUCAUCAUAUGCAUUUGACCAACCUUUUGAUAUGAGUUUUUUAACACUAGAAGAUGAACACCCUGGUCCAGUAAUUCUUGAGGAAUCCAAGUACACCUUCAUCCCGGUCGAACCUAGAGCAUUUUAUCGCUCUAUUCUUUCUCAUGCGAUAGUUUAUGACCAACUACAUUGCACUCAAGCCGGUGAGGAACCGGAAAUUACGUCGCUUCUCUCUAAAAAUUCAAUUGAUCUGCUAACAGAGCUAUGUAUACGCUGGCGGAUACCCCAGUUUUCUCGUCUCAUCAUUUUUCUAGAUGUUAUAGCCCAUAAGUUUUUAGAUCAAGAGAUUGGGCUAGAAGAACUUGAUGCUGCCUUUGAGUUUAUUAAGAAUCCUCCACUAGAGACUAAACGUUUCUCUGUAAGCCUGCUCUCUUUCAAUCAGACUCUUUGGACUAUUCAAGACUUUGCACUAUAUCGUCAAAUUCUAUCUAGCCUAAAUGAUGGGCUUCUAAGAGACCUCUACGAUUUGUUACAACAUUGCUAUGACUCUAAAUGUCCAUCUCCAGGCCCAGUACUACUGAUUUUAGAAAAUCACAUACAUGGAGAUACUUCUUUUUCAGUAAGCUCAGAAGACAUGGAAGCCUUUAAGAUCCAGCUAGAAGACGGUCUGCGUGGUAAAGCUGCGGCAGUCUAUCGGGGAUACCUAGAAGCUGAAGUACCACAGCAUCAAGAAGAUUGGCAAUUUUGCCAUGUUGUCCUAUUAGGGAAAUCAGUCGUAAAAGCAUGCGAGCGUAUACAGAAACGCUACCGUAAAAAUCCAGAAAUAAUGGGUGUAAACCCUCUCACAAUUCUCGUGGAAACCAUGUUCCCCAGUUUUGAAAAUGACGCCGGCGAUAUAAUACAACGGAUUUUAUUUGUAGCACAAGAUAAAAAAAUGGAGGUUGAUUUGGAAGAUGGCUUCGCUCUAUAUAAAGAGCUGGUUGAAAUUCGACAAAUCCACCGCAAUGCCCUUCCAGACCAACCUUUUGCCUUCAAUAUUGAAGAGCUACUUGCUGAUUUUGUUUGGCGCUGGAUCCGUGUCACUGAUUCUAAUAUGAUAGAGUUAGUCGACCAAGCAAUCAAGCAAGAUAAAUUCGAAGUUCGCUUGCAAGAUCCUAGCCAUCUUGCUACUGACGACGAACGGCAUAGUGUCUCUAUUGUCGAUAUAUUUAGACUUUUCAAUGAAACUGCUAAUCAAAUAUUUCAACUCAACUGGGAUAAUGAUCUUCAGUAUGCGAAGUUUAUGACAGCUCUUUCAAAAUCGUUUGGUAUUGGUCUCGCAAGAUAUUGUGAAAGGUUAGAGCAAAUGUUCAGCAAGGAAAUGGAUAGACUAUCACCAGCCCAAGAAGCAGUUGUUCUACAGACCAAACAAGAAAAAUGGAUGCAAAUUGCAAAAGAUGCUUGGAAUAACAAAGAGAAAAUUGAGCCAUUUCAAUUUUAUCCAGAGUCAUUCGUCAAGUUGAACAAUAUCGAAUUCGCAGUAGAGCAGCUAGAAAUCCUUCAGAAAACAAUGAAUGUUGACGCAUGUGCGGAUGUCCUUGCCAAAGCAUCACUUUCAAGGGAUAAGCAAAUAAAACCAUCAAAAUAUGUAUUUACUAUCAAGAUUGUAGAAGCAGAAGAUAUUAAAGCCUGCGAUGCAAGUGGAACUAGCGAUCCUUAUUUAGUACUGGGGGAUGAAUUCCAAAAGCGAUUAGCAAAGACAAGAGUGAUAAGAAAAACAUUGAAUCCACGGUGGGACGAAUCAAUUGAUAUCACAGUUCAAGGGGCUCUCAAUAUAAUUGCAACUAUUUGGGAUUGGGACGCUUUUGGCGAUCAUGAUUAUUUGGGAAGAACCUCCUUAAAACUUGAUCCAAUUCACUUCAGUGACUACUUACCACGAGAAUAUUGGCUUAAUCUCGAUACACAGGGAAGAAUGCUUCUCCGCGUCAGCAUGGAAGGUGAAAGAGAUGAUAUUCAAUUUUUCUUGGGAAAAUCAUUUCGCCUUCUAAAGAGAACUGAAAGAGACAUGACGCGCAUGAUUACCGAUAAACUUUCGCAAUAUAUUAGUGCUUGCCUCUCGCAAGAAGCUCUUCAGCAACUACUAUCCCGAGGUCUCUCCAUAGCCGCUGUGACAAAUUUAUGGAAGAAUCGGCAAGCUGUGACCCCACCGCUGACACAAAUUGACAUCGAGAAUGCACUGAAACCGCUCUUCACAUACUUUGAUGAAAAUUUUGCAAUCAUGAAAGAAACCUUGACUGAAGCGUCUAUGGUUAUGGUAAUGAACAGGCUAUGGAAGGAAGUUCUUUUAGCGCUCGAGAGCCUAUUAGUCCCUCCACUUUCUGACAAGCCUUCAUCACAAAAGCCGCUUACGCAACAAGAAAUGGAUAUAGUUUUUAAAUGGCUUGAGCUUCUUUUUGAAUUUUUUCAUGCCCGGGACGAUAGUACUGGUGAGGCUAUGGGAGUCCCAGCGAAUGUGCUUAAGUCACCCAAAUACCAUGAACUGGCUUCAUUGAACUUUUUCUAUUUUGAUACGACAGAUAAUCUGAUACGCAUAUCUGAACGUAUGGCAACAGCAUCAGCUCAACGUGCAAAUCAACAUCGCAAUCGAUUAUCUGCGCCGCCGAGUUUUGGCGCAUCAUUUGGUGGACUAUUAGGCGCCUCUUCGGUUCGAAGGACGAAGAGUAUAAUGAUGAGCCGAAAUCUAGGUACUAUGAAGAAAGCCAAGGAAGAAAAGAGAAAAGAAGCACAGGCAGAUCCUAGCGACGAUAUGAUCCUUAGGAUAUUAAGAAUGAGACCAGAAGCGGCUCAUUAUCUGAGGGAUAGAAGUAGACAGAAGGAAAGACUAGCCGCAGCUGCAGCUGCAGAAAUGAUUGUGAAACAGAGUCUUGCUGCUAGCAGCGUGAACAAAUAUAGUGUAGGUAACGUGCAACGUAGGUAA
Molecule: messenger RNA, 4065 nt
Organism: Blumeria graminis f. sp. triticale
Lineage: Eukaryota; Fungi; Ascomycota; Leotiomycetes; Helotiales; Erysiphaceae
Source: the annotation of a GenBank genome assembly